Molecule: messenger RNA, 1820 nt
Organism: Schistocerca nitens (vagrant locust)
Lineage: Eukaryota; Metazoa; Arthropoda; Insecta; Orthoptera; Acrididae
Gene: apn
Exons: 2
Coding region: 113-964 (283 amino acids)
Source: RefSeq, a predicted model, not a curated record
GAGGCGCACUGGAUGUCAGUCUGGUGUGUAGUGGUGGUGUAUCUCGGAAUGAAAUUGUAACAGACAUAAUCGAAAGUUUGUCUCUCGUGAGUUAUUGCUGUAAAUUAACAGAAUGCCGGUGCGUGACAGGAUUUUUCGUGUUUUGAUAUUUCUAAAAUUGUGUUGUUUAGUAUGUUGCUAUAAAUCGGACAAUAUGAUCACUGAUGAGGGUAUUGUUACGCGCGAACAAAAUUCAAUAUUGAAACUUAAUAGAAGCAAUGGAAUUUCACCCAAUGUGGGUAACUUGCUGGAAGAGUGUGAGGACUACUGGGUUUGCUUUACAUAUAGAAUGUUAAAUAACAUAAGCGAUAUAAUGAAGACAAAUAAUUUUCAUUUGACAGAAAGCAUUUCCUUAAAUCGUAUACCGGUACACAGAAACAAAAUGGAGAAUGAAAUUAUGUCUGUUUACGACGAACAGAAAAAGUUAAUAGCAAGUGCAGGUAAAGGCUAUGGACAGCUGACGGCGGCCCUUAUAAACAGUACACUAAAACUUUUUAGAACACAUUUUUUAACGUGGAACGUACUACCUGGAGUGAGUCUUAGGGUUUUCCGAAACCUGGAACAUGAUGGUGCUUGGGACGCUGCAGUGGAACUUCAAGAAAGCAAACAAGGAAGUCGGACGUUCGGAGCACGACGUAGGAUUAUGAUGGCUCUACUGCCCAUGAUGUACAAGAUGGGAGUUAUGACAACAAUGCUUGGUGGCCUCAUAAUUCUGGCACUUAAGGGCCUCACAAUUGGUGUCAUUCUACUCCUGCUUGGAUUUGGAAACUUCUUCCAUAAAUUUAAGAGUCAGGGACCUCCUUGGUAUCCUCAUCACCCAACUGAUAUCCAUGUUCAUGUCCAUACAGAUGGACAUAAACAAGCAUAUAGUGGCUGGCACUAUGGCCCUGUGUCGGCAGAUCAUUCAGAAGUGUACGGAGAAUAACUUUCUUAUGUCAAAAAGUGAUGCCAUGUGAGUGACUUUAAACAAAGUUUGAAAAAAAAAAAAGUGUGUCUCGUGGAGGACUUAGGUUUUUCCUAGGAAAGAAACAUAUGCAUUAUCAGUUGACAAAUAUCAAGUAAGUCACGUGUACUUAUCAUAAAUGGACACCUUGAUACUGAUGUAUUCAUGUACAUUUUAUCAAUCUUAUGAGUGUUUGAUGAUUGACAUUUGUUUGAUGAUCAUGGAUUUUGUUUAAAAUAUAUUACAUCUGCAAUUUGAAUAUAAUUAAAUGUGACUGUGCAUAUGUGACUUCCAGCAUUUUACCUGUGGGUUUCAAGAGACAGGUUUUGUUGAAAAACAUUUAUACAGCAUUCAUUUACUAUCCACCUCAUAUUUGGUUGUCUUUCAGAGGUAAAUCUCUGUUUCUGAGGCAGUUGUUCAUACUAAUAAGGGGAGAAGUGCACUAUUUGUUUCAGCCAGGAGCUUAACACUGAAACUGCCAAGAGGAGCAUCUGUUGAAGGAACUGAAUAACAAAAAUAGUAUCCAAUAAAGAAAAAAACAUCUUUAAAAAGUCCUCAGAUACAUUGCCACUGUAGUUCUCUGUGGUAUUUCAUUUGUAUGUUUAUAUACACAUUGCAGUUAAGAAUGUGACAACCAGUAGUUUUGUGUGUAUGUACAUGUAAUUUAGAUGUUGCUUUGCAUGGUGCUGUAACUGGGAUUGUUGCAUUCAUCUUAUGCACACAAGAAACUGGUGUUGCUCUCGUACUGUAAACUACUUAAUAAGAUUGUCACAACUAAUUUUAUUUAAAUGUACUGUUCAUUUCUGAUAAGUUGUCUGUACUAGUCAUACUUGUAAGU